Messenger RNA from Lactuca saligna, 297 nucleotides. The record is from the annotation of a GenBank genome assembly. Lineage: Eukaryota; Viridiplantae; Streptophyta; Magnoliopsida; Asterales; Asteraceae.
AUGGAUGGGUUUGAGAAGGGUGCUACUAACAGACCCGAGUUACUGGAUUUUGCUUUGAUGAGACCGGGUCGGUUUUCCAGGAAAGUGGUUGUGGGGUUAGUUGGGGCUGAUCUUCAAAAUAUAGCUAAUGAGGCUGUAAUGCUUGCUGCUCGUAGAGGUGGUGAUUUUGUGACCAAGAAGGAUGUUCUUGAAGCUGUUGAGAGGGAUACAACGAAUAUUUGUAACAAUGAUACUAACGGUGAAGCUAAAUCACCAUAUUUGUUUGCACAAAUGGCAUUAGAAAGCAUGCAUGUCUAG